Molecule: messenger RNA, 2518 nt
Organism: Solanum pennellii
Lineage: Eukaryota; Viridiplantae; Streptophyta; Magnoliopsida; Solanales; Solanaceae
Product: alanine aminotransferase 2, mitochondrial-like
Exons: 15
Coding region: 844-2247 (467 amino acids)
Biological process (GO): biosynthetic process
Molecular function (GO): L-alanine:2-oxoglutarate transaminase activity; pyridoxal phosphate binding
Source: RefSeq, a predicted model, not a curated record
ACCACUGGGCAAGUUAUAACCUCGUUUUUAUUGACCCUUCAUAUCUAGUAUGUGGAUUAUGGUUGCAUAUGCAGCAUGACUUUAGUCAUAAGAGCACUAGAGCAGUGGGUUUAGAGAAGGCUGAGUUUCCCUUUUCUUUUUUUUGGUUCUGAUAGCCGAGAAAUUUUGAAGACUAAUGGUGUAUGUAUGGCAUGUAGUAUUUUGAAUAUUUUUUUUUCCUUCCUUUGUUUUACACUUAAAUGUAGAGUUGUUAUUUGUUGAAGGGUUUGAAGUUGCCAUGUGCAGCUAAUUCAUACAACACUUGUAGGUUUAUAUUUCCAAUCCACGAUAUUUGAAAUUAAAAAUUUCAAUACCCACUCUUACUGUUUUUAUUGAUGGUUCUUAAUAGCAAUAUCAAUUAAAAAGGAAAUAUGACAUCAACUUAACGAUUAAUGUUUAUGGAUAUCCAAUGUUUAUACCUAGCUAAACAAUAAUUUACCUUUGGAAUUGAUAAAUCAAAGUGAACAUGGCAAUAGCGAUUAAUUAUUAAAAAAUAUAUAUUAACCUUGAAAAUAAGUGAAAAUGCCAAUCUCACAUAUAAAUUUUUGAGAGUGAAAAUACCAUCUCACCAAUCUCGGUUGUUCCAUAUGGUUGAGGAGUGGUACAUAGCUGUUGGUGUUGUACUGUUUAAUUGUAGACGUUUCAAUUUUUGAGAGUAGAGGGAAACAAAGAGGUGUCAAAGCUAGAAAUACUCUCAUCAGCAAUACCACCUGUUCGUCUCCAAUUACUUGCGUGUUGCAGCACCGCACCGCACCGCAACUCUUCCCUUUUAUUCUCCACUCUUCACCAUGAUCUCCUCCUUCUAUGGCUUCCGAUUAUUCAUCCACCCUUGACGACCUUAAUCCAAAGGUUUUGAAAUGCGCAUAUGCUAUCCGCGGAGAAAUUGUUACCCAUGCUCAGAUAUUACAGCAAGACCUCACGGAGAAUCCAGGCUCUCAUCCGUUUAAUGAGAUAUUAUACUGCAAUAUUGGGAAUCCUCAUUCCCUGGGUCAGAAGCCUAUCACUUUCUUUAGGGAGGUCCUUGCAUUAUGUGAUCAUCCACUUCUUUUAGACAGAAGUGAAACAAAAGCUCUGUUCAGUGCGGACUCUAUAGAACGAGCUAUCCAGAUCCUUGAUCAAAUUCCUUGUAGAGCUACAGGUGCAUACAGUCACAGUCAGGGUAUCAAAGGAUUACGUGAUAAAAUUGCAUCUGGUAUUGAAGCUCGUGACGGUUUCCCUGCCGAUCCAAAUGAUAUUUUCUUGACUGAUGGUGCAAGCCCAGCAGUUCACAUGAUGAUGCAGUUGCUCAUCGGGUCAGAGAAUGAUGGAAUCCUCUGUCCCAUCCCCCAGUAUCCUCUUUAUUCUGCUUCAAUUACCCUCCAUGGUGGCACUCAUAUUUCAUAUUAUCUUGAUGAAGAAACAGGUUGGGCACUUGAGAUCUCAGAGCUUGAGAAUCAGCUAAAAACUGCAAGAUCCAGGGGUGUUAACGUUAAGGCUUUGGUUGUAAUCAAUCCAGGCAACCCAACUGGGCGGGUUCUUGCUGAGGCCAACCAACGGGAAAUUGUGGAAUUCUGCAGGAAAGAAGGCCUUGUUCUUCUAGCUGAUGAAGUGUAUCAGGAAAAUGUCUAUGCACCUGACAAGCAGUUCUACUCAUUUAAGAAAAUAUCCCGCUCUAUGGGAUUUGGAGAAAAGGACAUCUCUUUAGUUUCUUUUCACUCUGCCUCAAAAGGAUACUAUGGCGAGUGUGGAAAACGAGGAGGUUACAUGGAGUUCACUGGAUUUAGUCCUGAGAUAAGGGAACAAAUAUACAAACUGGCAUCUGUCAAUCUUUGUUCCAACAUUUCUGGUCAGAUUCUUGCAAGCCUCAUCAUGAGCCCUCCAAAGGUGGGCGAUGAGUCAUACGAAUCAUUUUCUGCUGAGAAAGAUGCAAUACUCUCAUCAUUGGCGAGGCGUGCAAAGAUACUAGAAGACGCAUUCAAUAGUUUGGAGGGAGUCACAUGCUAUAAAGCAGAAGGUGCAUUGUAUUCAUUUCCACGUAUUAACUUACCUGACAAAGCAAUAAAAGCAGCAGAAGAAGCUAAAACUGCACCAGAUGCCUUUUAUGCUUGGCGUCUCCUUAAUGCCACUGGAAUUGUCGUUGUCUCAGGCUCUGGAUUUGGCCAGGUGCACAAUAUUACCGCAAGAAGAGAAGAUACCAGCUAUUGUAUCUCGUUUUACACAAUUCCAUAAGCAGUUCAUGGAUGAAUUUCGCGGCUGAAGUAUCUGGGCGUUCUAUUAUAAAGAAUUUUGAAUAAGAACAUCUGGUAAGCUUUGUUUUAUUUUUCAUCUUCACUAAAACAAAUCAUACGAAAACUGGUAGGAUUGUUUACCUUUUAAUCUUAUUUGUAUUUGACCUGAUAUCUAUUUUUCUCCUUCUAGAUGAUCAAAGUGAUGUAAAUUUGUAACUAUUCUCUGGUCUGCUUAAAUAAGAAAUUUCUCCUUGGCUCUUUGCAUAUGUAAA